Molecule: messenger RNA, 3861 nt
Organism: Archocentrus centrarchus (flier cichlid)
Lineage: Eukaryota; Metazoa; Chordata; Actinopteri; Cichliformes; Cichlidae
Product: serine/threonine-protein phosphatase 1 regulatory subunit 10-like
Exons: 19
Coding region: 421-2841 (806 amino acids)
Cellular component (GO): nucleus; PTW/PP1 phosphatase complex; chromatin
Molecular function (GO): protein phosphatase 1 binding; metal ion binding
Source: RefSeq, a predicted model, not a curated record
UGGGCAGGGAAUGACGGCUGUCCACCAUUUUGUUUCAGCGAAAACGUAAAAAAAACGUUUCAUGUGACGUAAAAAACGUCACGUAGUAUAAAAGGUAAAUCCCUCCUUCUUGCGCUCAUUCCUGGAUUUGGUCAAAGGUGUGAGUUUGCUUUCCCGAAGACUGAACCGUCGAGGACUUUGAACAACUCAAAUUCAUGUUUUUUCUUCAAGUAAUGGACAUUUGAUUACUAUUUUUGCCUCCAGUUUGUUCCUGAAGGAAAGGCUAGCAUUUAGCUAUCACAGCCCCACCCAUAAGAAGUUUUUCAGUUGAUAUUAAAACCAUGAAGGUUGACGACAUAAAAUUGAUUAAAUAGGAGCUAUAAGUGCCUUAAAAGCACACUAUAAUAUACCCGAGACGCUGAGGAUCUAAUUAUCAAUAAUAUGGCGGGGGGACCAGUAGAGCCAAGAGAGAUCUUGAAAGGUGUGGAAGCUCUGCUGGGAAAAGAUGGAGAGCUCCGCAGUCUGGAAGGAGUCCCAAAGGUGUUUAGCCUGAUGAAAGCUUCGACUAAGAUGGUCAGUAGAUGUAUCUACUUGAACAUCCUGCUGCAGACUAGAUCCCACGAUGUUCUUAACAGGUUUAUCCGAGUUGGAGGCUACAAGCUGCUUAAUUCCUGGCUCACUUACUCCAAAACCACCAACAACACCCCUCUGCUUCAGCUCAUCCUGCUAACACUGCAGAAGUUGCCUCUCAAAGUAGACCACCUAAAACAGAACAACACAGCCAAGCUGGUGAAGCAGCUGAGCAAGAGUGCAGAGACUGAAGACCUGAGGAAACUGGCUGCUGUGCUCGUAGAUGGCUGGAUGGCUACGAUCCGCUCACAGAGUGUCUCAAGCAGUAGCACCUCUCCUGCAGAUAAGAAAAAGAAGAAAGAGGAGACUAAGGUGCCUCUGCGUGACAUAAAGGAGAAAAGUGGGGAUGAGGAAAAGAGGAAGGAGAAACCAAAGGCUCACGCACCCAGCCACACAAAGAUUCGCUCCAUAGGAUUGGAAAUUGGAGACCCCCCCAACCCAGUCCCUGCUAAGAAGACGCCAGUUGCCCCACAGCUUGGGGACAAAUACAACAUUAAGCCUCCAGUCCUCAAAAGGCACAGCUCCGGUUCAGGAGAUGCUCCACCUCUGGAGAAAAAAUAUAAGCCACUGAAUACGCCCUCCAACUCUGCCAAAGAGAUUAAAGUCAAAAUAAUUCCAGCACAACCGAUGGAGUGUACAGGAUUCCUAGAUGCUCUGAACUCUGCCCCAGUGCCUGGAAUCAAAAUUAAGAAGAAGAAACCUGGUGCUAACACUCCAGCUAAUGCCAAGGUGGUCUCCCCCACAACUAACAAGGCCAGCCCAUUUGACAGCAAACCUGCGUAUUCAUCCACAAAACCUUCAUCGCCGGAAAAUGCCGCUUCCACCACUCCAGCAGAUGAAAAUCAGGAACCAGAGCAGCCCGGGACUCCUGUUCCCUCUGAGGACCCAGAGGCUUCUGACAACGGUGAGAAGCCAAAUGCUCUGGCAGAACCACGUGGGGAAGAAGAAGAAAGCUUGACCAAGAAAGGCAAGAAGAAGAAGACCGUUCACUGGGCUGAAGAGGAGCAGCUGAAACACUAUUUUUACUUCGAUUUAGAUGAGACAGAGAGAGUCAAUGUCAACAAGAUUAAGGACUUUGGUGAAGCAGCGAAACGAGAGCUGAUGAUGGACAGGCAAACAUUUGAGAUGGCUCGUCGGCUUUCCCAUGACACAAUGGAAGAAAGGGUUCCCUGGACACCCCCAAGACCUCUGACACUGGCAGGCAGUCUGGUCACUCCCGGGGCAAACAGCACAGAGAAGCUGACGCAAAGAGACCGCGAGAUGGGCAUUCUUCAAGAGAUCUUUCUCAGCAAAGAGAGCGUGCCUGACAGUCCACACGAACCAGAUCCAGAGCCGUACGAGCCCAUGCCCCCCCGUCUCAUCCCGUUGGACGAGGACUCCUCGAUGCUGGAUGAUGCCUACAUUGAGCCUAUGGACACAACAUCACAGCAAGGUGUCGGUGACAGCGCCAAGCUGCCCCCUGUCUUGGCCAACCUCAUUGGUAACCUGAGCAACAGCUCCCGCAGCCCGCAAGCCACCAACAUUGUCAGCAACACUGUGGCCCCCACUGUCAAUGUACAGGAGCUGCUCUCAUCCAUCAUGGGGGCCUCCGGUAACCAGUCUACUGAAGAACUGAUCAAACAACCUGACUUCUCUGAUAAAAUUAAACAGUUACUGGGUUCCCUCCAGCAGACCCAGAAUCAGAACCAGAACCAGACUGGGCCUCCACCAGUCAACCAGGGUCUGCUGGGACACGGUCCAGGGAUGAAUAACAUCAACAACAUGCACAUGCAGAUGCCCAUGAAUGCCGGCUACCCACCCAACAAUUCACCUGGCGGUCCUCGCUUUAAUCACCCCCCACCCCCUCACAACCACGGACCACCGUUCAAUGCUGGCGGAGGUCCACGCAUGAUGGGACCACCGCCGGGUCAGGGCAGAGGAGAAAGCAACUACUGGGGAGAUGAGUCGAUGAGAGGAGGGCCACACAGAGGUGGGCACUUUCACCGAGGAGGCCGGGGUCGGGGAGGAGGAGACCCAGGAUUCAGGGGCAGAGGACGAGGAGGCCCCAGAGGAGGACACAAUAACAUGAAUGACAUGUCCAAGAGACCCGUGUGUCGGCAUUUUAUGAUGAAAGGAAGCUGCAGGUAUGAGAGCAGCUGUGCGUUUUACCACCCCGGGGUAAACGGACCGCCACUGCCCCCCAAGUACCCUGCUAACAACCAACAUAAUCAGCACUCACAGCAUGGGCACUAGGUGACACCGCUGCCAGCCUGGGAACAAGUGAAGGACACUAGACCAGCCAUUAAUGGUGAUCCAGUUAAUGCAGGACGUCCUGUCCCGCACAGUGAGGUGUCUGAAGCCUUGCUGCCAGUGACUGAAGAGAAUCUCUGAUAGAACGAGAAGAGAGAAGAUGAGUGUUAACGAGUGACUUGAAGCCUGUGAGGUGAUCACUGAUGUGACUGUUUUUAUUGUGAUCAGUUUUAACAGCGAGAAUAAAACAAGCCACCAUUUUUGACCACUAUGUGUGAACUGCUGCAGCUUGCUGCCUGUCCGCUCUGCCACUUUCCAAAUCACUAACACGGUCGACUACAUGGAAAUGUUCCACCGUUCUUUGUACCAAAUGUGAUAUCAGUUUGAUGUUCUCCUCUAAUUUUGUUAACGCAUCAGUAAGGAUUGUACAGAAGAGUCACAAAUGUUUUUCCCUUCCUGCAUGAGACAAAACUUUAGGAAGACCCAGCUGAACUGGGCCUGUAAAGGAACAUGACACUUAAACUGGCCAAUUUUCUGCCUACUCCUAAAGAAAUGCGUCUGUUAACUGUGCUGACCUGAACCUUUGCUUUUUUUUUUCUUUUUUUUUUUCUUUGCUUUUCUUAAGCAGUAAUUUGUCAUAUGUAAGCUUUCAGGCUCAUCGGUUCAGUCAGGUCCAUGUGUGUUGUGAGACAAUCGUGACAUGCUCAGAAGAGCUGCUGCCUGUCACUUCUGUACUCAUCUGAAUCCAGGAGGGGUUUGUGUUGUCAGUGUUAAAGAUAGGAACGGUGAAUCCCUCUGUGGUCACCUCUAUUAUGUGUUUUCUGUGAAAACAAUCAUUUAUGUGUCUCUUGUGGGACUGUGAGAAUUUUUGUUUUUGAACCUUUCAUCUACAUUUUUUUGAUACAAACUUGGCAGUGUGGUUCAUUUUUCUUUUGACAGUAUAAACUGUAUGAAUAAUAAAUUCAUACACGUCAGUUGAGUUUUUUUGUACACAGUGUAUUAAAUAAAUGUUUAAAUACUGAA